Molecule: messenger RNA, 606 nt
Organism: Hydatigera taeniaeformis
Lineage: Eukaryota; Metazoa; Platyhelminthes; Cestoda; Cyclophyllidea; Taeniidae
Source: the annotation of a GenBank genome assembly
UUGGUGCUUGGCAGACUUCCUGCACCCGUCGUUCCAACAUUCUCCUACUUCUCGGAUCUCGUGCCAGACAUCUUUGUCAUUGCAAUUAUCACCUUUGCUAUCAACGCUGGACUGGUGAAGACCUAUGCCGCAGAAUUUGGCUACGACGUUCUCGUUAAUCAGUUUAAUGAUGUCAGGGCUACUCUUUUGGACGUUGCCAAGAGUGAGUUACUGGCUCUCGGAAUUAGCAACACCUUUGGCUCCUUUUUCCAAUGCCACACUGCGAGCGGGGCACUGAGUCGUACUGCCGUUGUCGUCACGAUUGGCAUGGCAUCUCAGGCGGUUUUGGGAUGCAUUGUCUGCGUCGCUCUGACCAGUACAUUUAAGAAGGUUCUCGACCUAAGGCGUCUUUGGAAGGUGUCAAAAACUGACGCGUCUUUCGCGUGGCUACCGGAGUCAGAAAUAGGGUGGUCUCGACGUUGGUUGGUGAGCGUUCUCCCAUCUCGCAAGGUGGGCAUAGAUGUGAGGCGCAUUUUCUACUUGGACGCUCAUGUGUGGCGCUGGAGCCGUGCUGCAGUUGGAGCUUCGUCUCUUAUGCUGGAGGCAACAUUUGGUGGUGUGAUUUAG